Molecule: messenger RNA, 4880 nt
Organism: Saccoglossus kowalevskii
Lineage: Eukaryota; Metazoa; Hemichordata; Enteropneusta; Harrimaniidae
Product: leucine-rich repeat- and IQ domain-containing protein 1-like
Molecular function (GO): protein binding
Source: RefSeq, a predicted model, not a curated record
UCCAAAAUGGCGACGACUGUUUUGUUUUUUAGCGAUUGAUAGUUAAAAAGUAAGAUUUUCUGUCUCACGUGAUCGCCAUCGAUGUAGGAGUUUUACACUCGAGUAAAAUAAAGAUUGUCCAACGUUUGAGUUGACAAGAAUGAGUAUGCGUCAGUUACAAGAUCCACAAGAUGAUGAUUGGAUUGAAGAUGAAAUUCAACGACAGCUUGAUGAGUUAGAACUGCCCGGAAAUUUGAAUGAUGACAAUGAUAUUGAGGAAGAGGAGGAUCUUGAUGAAGAUGAGGAGGAGGAGGAGAAAGAUGAUUAUGAUGAGAUUCCUGAUUCUGUCACUGCCUACCUUGAACGAGUGCAAAGUAGAUCUGAAGGAGUCAUGAAAGAGAUUGAUGAUUGUACAGCUAUCUUAAAAAAAGUGGAAGACAAAUGUAAAUUUGUGGAUGCCAGAGAUCAGCCAGUAUCAAAAGCAAUUGAAGAAAUUGCGUUUACUAUCGGGGAGGAUCCUGAGUUGCUGUAUGAUAGAGUGAUGGAAGAAAUUGAGAAAGAGGAGGAGAAAGAUGAAAUGGAUGAAAAUGGAAAUGGCGAAAUUGAGGAUGCACAGGAAACAUUUUUGACGGUUGAUGACACAAAUGAAACACCAUCUCAACUGAAAGGUGCUACUGCACUGGUAAAUGGAGAAGUAACAGAUAAAAAAAUGUGGACUGUAGCAGUUGUAACAGAAAGUGCAAUGAUGGAACGAGAAGCCAGAGAGAAGCUGAAAGAACUGAUGCAGAAACAGAGAGAGAAAGAUGAAAGAAGACAGAUGGAAUACGAGUUGCAAAAAGAUGAGAUGGAAAAACAAGAUCAAAGAAUCAGUAGAAUCAGACGAGAGAAGUUUCAAGAAUAUGACAACGAGCAGAAAGAAAUGAAACAAAAACUUCUUGAAGAAGAAAAUAAAAUUGAAAAAGAAUUUGAAGAAGACACAAAGAGAAUGGAAGUGAUGUUGAGUGAAUAUAAGGCUAACAUAGACGAAUUAGAUCAGAAGACACACAAAGAAAAAGAAGAACUUGAAAUUCAACUCCAAAAACAGAGAAAGGAAACAAAUGACAAGAUAAUUAGAGCUGCUGUGAAAAUCCAAGCCACAUACCGUUCCUAUCGGGUAAGAAAACCGUACAUCAAUAAAUUGAAAAAGAGGAGAGAGGAAAGAAAGACAAAAGUAGAGAUGGAACGACAAGUGGAAAUACUUGAAAACAGAAGGAAAGAAGAGCAGAAAAGAAAAAAGGAGUUAGCCAUCAAAAAGAAAAAGGAGGAAGAUGAGAAAAGGAAGAAAGAAGAGGAAGAGCAGAGAAAGUUGGAGGAGGAGAGGAGAAAAAGAGAAGAAAAGGAGAAGGAACGCAUAAAGGAAGAAGAGAGGAAACAGAAAGAGGAAGAGGAAAGGAGGAGGAAAGUGGAGGAGGAAAGGAAAAGGCAAGAGGCAGAAAAAGAAAUGAAGGAAAAGGAAGAACAAAAGAAAAGGGAAGAGGAAGAGAGAAUACAGCAAGAGAACGAAAGGUUGAGGAAAGAGGUGGAAGCCAAACAUCUGGCUGAAAUAGAAAAGAAAAGGAUGGAAGAUGAGAAAAUGAAGAUACAAGAACAGAAGAGUAAAGAAGAAGAAAGGAAAAAGAAUGCAAAAGAUGAUAAAGAGGAAAAAGAGAGGCGACUUAGAGAACAACUGGAAAAGGAACAACACAUGAAUAGCAAAAAAAAGGAUGACAUUGAGCUUAAAGCUGAAAAAAUUUUAGGGAAAAUUCAGGACCAAAUUGGAAGUACUGAUGCAAAGCUGAUGGAGGCUGGGACAGUUAAUAGAAAAAGUGCAUCUGUGCAUCAGAAUAUUUUGGAAACAAGGUCUGACACUGAAGACCUAGGUGCCAGGAAUAAACCAAAUAAUGAUAAAAAGGAAAAGGAUAAAACUUUUGUUCUAUCAAGGACUAGUAAGGAAGUAGAUUCAUUAACAAACAAUGUUGAACUAGAGGAGAACUCUGCAUCCAAUGUUACCAUGUUUGAUAUGCUGCCCCAACACUUGGAAAGUCAAAGGUUGCAAUGGAUGGAAAAUUGCAUUCCUUGGAGUAAAGUGAUCAGUGAGUCUAAGAGCAAGUCUAGGAGGCAUGUACCAGUGAGGGGAGGAAAAAGACCAAUGUCUGCAAAGAAUUUACCAGAGUUAUCUGAGGACGAGAUACUGCAAGCAUCGUCACCUCAUACGCAUUUACAAGAUGUGAUUACUGUUCAAGUUCAUGGUUUGAAUGGCUGCAAUAUGUGUAGCUUACAACACUGUCCAUUAGUUAGAUCAAUUUCACUUGUACAGUGUGGUAUUGUGUCAACUGAUGGUAUGAACAGUUGUAAAGAAUUGCAACAUUUGAAUUUACAGCAUAAUAAAGUUGAGUGUUUGAAUUGCCAAGAUUUACAAAAACUACAAGAAGUUCAGAUGUCAAAUAACUGCCUUAGUAGUAUUCAUGGAUUAGAUGGAUGCCUUGAUCUUAGAGUUGCUGACUUCUCAAAUAAUAGAAUAACUAGAAUUGGUGGAUUAGAUUCCUGUAGUAAACUUACCAGACUGUUACUGGAUCACAAUCAGCUGAUCAGCACCAGGGGUAUGAAUUGUACACCAUCCGUUCAUAUAUUGGAUUUGUCUCAUAAUCACCUCAACAAUGUACAGGAAUUGGAAAAAUGCUGCCUUUUGAAGACUUUGAAUUUAACAGGAAAUAAUCUACAAGAGCCUCCUCUUUUAAAGAACCAUGUGUUGUUACGGCAAUUAUUUUUAGAUGACAAUAGUUUAAGUUCAUUAGAAAACCUCUCCAAGGCAUGGUUGCCAUUACUGGAACACCUAUCAGUCAGUCAAAACAGUUUAACUACAAUUCCGUCCCUUUCCAACUGUUUACUGUUAAAAAGACUGGACAUCAGCCAUAACUGUAUAGAUGAUGUUGCUAGCGUCACGUCGGGUAUCAGUGAAUGUUACAGAUUGCAAGAUUUAGUGGUUCAAGGUAACCCGGUUACAGAAGAAACUAAAUACAGAUCAGUCAUCGUAUCUCAGUUACCAUGGUUACAGAGGCUUGACUCCGAAGACUUGAAUCCUAAAUCAUCAGCCGACCAGUUUCGAUUAUUAUCAAGCUUUGAAGCCAUGUGUCAUUCCCAAGUUAAAUUACAAGAUAACCUUCAAACAAAACACAGAAAGCAGAUACAGGAAGCCAGGCAGAGACACCAAGGGAAUAUGAACAGAAUACUUGAUUUGAAAUCACAGCAUUUCAAUGAAGUGUAUGAGUUAGCUGUUCAACACAGAUACACACACGAGUAUGGGGAACUCGCUGUGGAUAGCACCAUGGCUGACUCAUCAGAAGAGCUUUACACAAGUACUACCAAGAAUAAACCAGAUAAGCAGGUGACAUUCACUGUGACGGCUGACAUGGUUGGAAAGAAAAUGGAGCAUGAUGGUGAAGAGCAGUUCCAUGUUGCGGCAACCAAGAUCCAAGCAGCAUGGCGAGGUUACUGUGUUCGCAGUGAGAUUGACAUACACAUGCAAAAAUGGUUUGCAGCAACAGUGAUACAGUCGUACUGGAGAGGGUGUCAAGUCAGAAAACAGCUAGCACAUCACCACAUUAUUAGAAAUCAGGAUGCUGCGCCAGUGUCAUCUUACCCAUCUAAUAGAGAACAGACGAUUACACACAUAAAUGUACAGAAUGCUAUGGCAAACCAGCUUAAUGAAUCACCAUUGGAAUACAUGGCUGCAACAACGAUACAGGCAUGGUGGAGAGGCUGCUACAUCAGACGUAGAAUUUCUGAAUUCAGGGGAACUGUUAGAUUUGAUGAAGACGAUGAUGUGUUAUUCGGAGAGGUUGAUCUGUCCUCCUUUGAAUUUAAUGAGGAAAACUUUGAUCAAGGCUGGGUUCCACCUGAGACUCCACGACUUCCUAUGAACCACCCUGUGCUCCCACCAACACCUCCAGUGCAACCACACCCUCCCAGGAAUGCCUGGAGGGGUGCUAACUCUCCUCUUGUUGACAACCGAGGAGGCCGGAUUACUCCCAUGGGCAGGCCCCCUUUACCUCCAGGUUCUAGCCUGAGUGGAGACACUGGAUUUUCACCCAGGACACAUGCUUCUAGUAAACAGGAUAAACUCAGUGAGGAAUGGGGUUUUAAGGAUUCUUCAACUGCAGAACUAAUGUUAAAACGGGCAAAGAAAAUGCAAAGGAAAAAGAAAAUAAUAGACCCUCAGAAGAAAUAUGAAUUAUUUAAGAAACUACAAGAAACCAACAAGAAUGUUCACCCUCCAGUUAGGAAGCAGGCAGGGAGGAAAGACUAUUUCAAAGCUAAACAACAAAUUCAAACUUUUAUAGAGACAGAAAAUCGCCAAGAGAAACAACACAAAAAAGAUAUGGUGUUUGAAUGGGUUCACACACAAGCUGGUCCUUACAGCAGUGAUGGAAGUACGUCCAGUCUCCGUCCACAUAGUGGCAAUGCUAAUACAACAAAUCCUGCAACUAAUAAUUUAACAGCAUUUGGCCGAUACGCAAGUGAGCCAAGCUUGCCAUGUAUAGAUCCCCAAGUAUUGGAAAGUGGACGUGUUCAGUUAGUGUCUAGUCCGAGUAUAGAACUACAGUCAGUGGGUGGUGAUACAAGCACAGUGGUUUCUUCCCAAGACAAUUCACGCAGACAUUCCUUCUCUUCACCAAUUGAUGAAAGAGUGCAAUUCCCACCACUGAAGACCAAUUCAGCUCCAACAUCACACACCAGGGCAAGGAUGGCUGUGACAGGACAUGAUGCAUGGGGUGCUGGAAGGAGAAAAAACAAACAUAAAUAAUUAAUUUGUAUUCUACAAUGAUUCCAUGAAGCAUAAGCUAGUCCACAUAUUGACAGAAUGUGGUCUGAGUCAGGAGCAC